CGGUUUGGCUUAGAGGAUGGAAAACAGUUCAGUGGUCGAACUCUGUUUAAAAUAUUUUCUAGAUUGAUAUUGUAUUGACCCGAAUAAUAAUUUGUUAUUUACGGUAUCAAAUAUUAACGAUGUCAAUUACAACGUUGUAUUAUUUACAAUUGAAAAAGGAGAACGCUCACGAAGAUGCGAUUUGGUGCUGUGGUUGGAGUAAAAUAAAUAAAGAAACGCCAAAUGAUGUGGAAAAUACAGAAGAUAAUGAAGAAAAUAUGCAAGAAUCAAAUAAUACAGAAGAGAGCUCAGAGAACUACAUAAUCACUGGAGGUUUAGAUGAUUUGAUAAAAGUGUGGCAACUGGAUAAUGGUCGACUAGAAAUGAAACACCAAUUGGAAGGGCACUCUCUUGGUGUUAUUUCUGUUGCUGUCAGCCCUGAUGGCAAAACUUUAGCCAGCAGUUCACAAGACUCUUCAUUGAUCAUUUGGGACAUAGCAACGGGGGAUAAAUUAAAAACAAUGGAAACUGGGGCCACGGAUGUAUGGACACUAGACUUUUCCCCUGAUGGUAAACAUGUGAUCUCUGGCAGCAAUGCGGGCAAAAUACUGAUAUUUUCAGUUGAGACUGGUAAACAGGAACAGACUUUGGACACUAGAGGGAAAUUCACUUUGAGUGUUGCUUACAGUCCAGAUGGCAAAUACAUAGCAAGUGGAGCUCUUGACGGGAUUAUCAACAUUUUCGACGUAGCUCAAGGCAAGCUGGUUCACACAUUAGAAGGUCAUGCUAUGCCAAUACGCAGUCUCUGCUUUUCGCCAGACUCGCAGUUGUUGCUUACCGCAUCUGAUGAUGGACAUAUGAAGCUUUAUGAUGUUGUUCAUGCAAACUUAGCGGGUACUCUUUCUGGUCACGCGUCCUGGGUGCUUUCUGUGGCAUUUUCUCCCGACGGUAAAAGAUUUGUAUCUAGCAGUGCGGAUCGCACUGUACGUGUUUGGGAUCUGGAUGGAAUGCAGUGUCAAAAUGUGUUUAAAGAACACAAUGAUCAGGUUUGGGGCGUCAAAUUCAAUGCUGAAAGUAAUAAAAUUGUAUCAGUUUCAGAAGACAAGAGUAUAAACGUCUAUGACUGCCCAUUAUAACUUACGUAGUUGCAACUAAGUACACACCUAUGUAU
This is a messenger RNA of Hyposmocoma kahamanoa, 1150 nucleotides long. RefSeq names its product WD repeat-containing protein 61-like. NCBI's taxonomy places the organism in Eukaryota, Metazoa, Arthropoda, Insecta, Lepidoptera, Cosmopterigidae. Gene Ontology annotation, molecular function: protein binding. Bases 120 to 1115 code for a protein of 331 amino acids. The transcript is spliced from 7 exons. The record is from RefSeq and is a predicted model, not a curated record. Gene Ontology annotation, cellular component: Cdc73/Paf1 complex.